GAGUUCUUUAAGUUCCCCUGCAGUCUGUACACAAGAGAAAGAGGGAGAGAGAGAGAGGGAAAGACAGAGACAGCCAGAGACCAGGUAAAGCGGUGGGGCCGCAGCCUCUCAGCCCUCAGGAGCUGGGACCCUGCCAAGGAUGCAGAAGGCAAUGAAGAUGGUCAAGGAUGAGGAUGGGCCCUUCAACGCAGCUGCAAAGAACGUCCCCUCCUUUCCGCAUUGCCUACAGCCGGAAGCUCCCCGAGGGAAGGUUCCCCAAAGACACCUCUUCCCUGAAGUUCUCCGGGGCCCCUUUUCCCAGUUUCGCUAUGAACCUCCUCCAGGAGACCUUGAUGGAUUCCCCGAGGUCUUCGAGGGAGGAGGGUCCCGGAAACGGAAGAGCAUGCCCACAAAGAUGCCUUACAACCAUCCGGCGGAAGAAGCCGCCAUUGCUGAGGAGAGCAAGAGCCUGGGCUCUCCAAACCUGCCUCUGCUUUUCCCGCAGCCACAGCGCCCUAAGUGCGACUCUCAGAUGAUUGACCUGUGCAAUGUGGGCUUGCAGUUCUAUCGCACCCUGGAGCACGCGGGGGGCAAACCCGUCAAGCAGGAGCCGGUGAAGCCCAGCGCCGUGUGGCCCCAGCCCACACCUCCUGCCUUCCUGCCUCCGCCUUUCCCCUACUACCCCAAAGUCCACCCGGGACUCAUGUUCCCCUUCUUCAUGCCCUCGUCCUCACCCUUCCCUUUCAGCAGGCACGCCUUCCUGCCCAAGCAGCCCCCCGAGCCAGCGUUACCCAGGAAAGUCGAGCCCCUGGAAAGCGAGGAGACGAAGCAGAAGGUGGAAAGGGUGGAUGUGAACGUCCAGAUCGAUGACAGCUACUAUGUGGACGUGGGUGGGGCUCAGAAGCGCUGGCAGUGCCCCACCUGUGACAAGUCCUACACCUCCAAGUACAACCUGGUGACCCACAUCCUGGGCCACAGUGGGAUCAAGCCGCACGCCUGCACCCGCUGUGGGAAGCUCUUCAAGCAGCUCAGCCAUCUGCACACCCACAUGCUGACACACCAGGGCACGCGGCCCCACAAAUGCCAGGUGUGCCACAAGGCCUUCACCCAGACCAGCCACCUGAAGCGCCACAUGAUGCAGCACAGCGAGGUGAAGCCACACAACUGUCGCGUGUGCAGUCGGGGCUUUGCCUACCCCAGCGAGCUCAAGGCCCACGAAGCCAAGCACGCCAGCGGGCGUGAGAACAUUUGCGUGGAGUGCGGCCUCGACUUCCCUACCCUGGCUCAGCUGAAGAGGCAUCUCACCACGCAUCGCGGCCCCAUUCAGUACAAUUGCUCCGAGUGCGACAAGACCUUCCAGUACCCGAGCCAGCUGCAGAACCACAUGAUGAAACACAAAGACAUCCGUCCCUACAUCUGCUCCGAGUGCGGCAUGGAGUUCGUGCAGCCCCAUCACCUCAAGCAGCACUCGCUCACCCACAAGGGCGUGAAAGAACACAAAUGCGGGAUCUGCGGACGUGAGUUCACCCUGCUGGCCAACAUGAAGAGACACGUGCUGAUCCACACCAACAUCCGCGCCUACCAGUGUCACCUCUGCUACAAGAGCUUCGUGCAGAAGCAGACGCUCAAGGCGCACAUGAUCGUCCACUCUGACGUGAAGCCUUUCAAAUGCAAGCUGUGUGGGAAGGAAUUCAACCGCAUGCACAACCUGAUGGGCCACAUGCACCUGCACUCCGACAGCAAGCCCUUCAAGUGCCUCUACUGCCCGAGCAAGUUCACUCUGAAGGGGAACCUGACGCGCCACAUGAAGGUCAAGCAUGGAGUGAUGGAGCGAGGCCUUCAUGCCCAAGGUCUGGGCAGGGGAAGACUCGUCCUAGCGCAGUCCUCUGCUGUCCUGAGGAACCUGGAGCAGGAGGAGCCAUUUGACCUUUCCCAAAAGCGCAACGCAAAGGGGCCAGUGUUCCAGUCCGACGUGGACAGCACACGGAGCUACCUCUGCCAGGAGGAGGAAGAGGAAGAGGAUGGGGAUGAGAGCAACAGCUAUGAGGUGGAGUCCUACAGCCCCAGCCUGGCCCAGGAGAGCCAGCAACCCUGCGCACCCGAGGAUCUGUCCACCAAACAGGAGCAGAGCUUCCGGGUCCCCGGGGAAGGACGCAGAGACCAGGAUGCUCUGGAAGAGCAGCGGGAGGAGAGUGGUGAGGACAAUGAAGGCAGAGACAUUGACUGUGCCAUCACAGACGAGCCCCUGGGCAGCAGGCUGUUGCAAAGUGGUGGGCAAGGCCCCCCUUUUUCCAAUUACUUAUACUUCAAGCACAGAGAUGAGGGUUUAAAAGAAUUACUGGAGAGGAAAAUGGAAAAACAAGCAGUCCUUUUGGGUGUCUAAGUGGACGGCUUUGAAAUUACAUUUGGAAAAUGAGAUCUGGGCAGUUCAAAUAUAGCUUUCUGCACGAAUUGUCAUUUGCUGGGGACAGGCGAGUGGCGCCAGUCUUUACAAAUGGCUCAGACUAAACGUGCGGGUGACAUAAAAGCUCCUCAGGUCGUUCCUUGGGCACUUGGCAAUUUCAUACAGGUGCAGGGGCCCCUCAGUGUUAUUUUACACACCACCCACAUGAUGAACAGAGCUCUCCUCUAGAUACCUAACUGCAAGCUGAACCUCAAGGUGCUUCUAGAAACUGUCUUCUUCUAACAUGCAAUAGGGUAAAAUGUCUUUCUAGUUGCAGAACUGUGGUGCUCAUGUUACCUUAGCCGUAACUCUUUAGUUGCAUAUUUGAAGGUUACAAUAUCAUAGACAAAAAUAUUAGCAGUUGUAUAGAAUAAUAGCCUCUAUUAAAUAGUAGAAACACAGGCAAUGAUGCAAGAGAUGGGCUUUAGGGGAGGCUGUUCUCAAGGAGUUCCUGCAGAUGUGAGCUAGGGCUUCAGAAGAAGGUAAUCAUUUCGACUGAACUCUUAGAUGCCUGGUUGGUUGCUCUGUUCUGCCUCAGCUUCACUGGUCAGUGGGAGAUUUGAAGCACCCCCGUAGACGUCUGGACAAUGCUUGGUGGUCCCAAAUCUUCAGACCAAAUCGCUGCCUCAAGAAGAGCUUCCUCACAGAGAUCAUUGCCACCUUGUUCCGAGGCCUCAUGCUCCAAGGAGCAACUGAAAGGCGAGUUGCCACAGUGAGCGGUAGGGCUUGGGCUAUGAAAUGGGGUUCAGGACUUCUCCCUAAAACAAGUUCGACUUAUUUAGGGUAAAUGAAUGAUCACCCACUAAUGCUAUAAGCAGGACCUGAGCUGUGAUCUCAGAGCUCGCUACAUGUGAGACUCAUCCAGAAGAACCUCUAGAAAACACUGAUGUAGCGAGGCAUGGAAGCUCACAGAUGUAAUCCCAGAGCAGGAGAGUUGCCUCAUGUUUGAAAUCAGACUGGGCUACAAAGGAAAAACUUCUCUUUAAAAAAAGGAAGGA
Molecule: messenger RNA, 3420 nt
Organism: Microtus ochrogaster (prairie vole)
Lineage: Eukaryota; Metazoa; Chordata; Mammalia; Rodentia; Cricetidae
Gene: Znf366
Product: zinc finger protein 366
Biological process (GO): regulation of transcription by RNA polymerase II
Molecular function (GO): DNA-binding transcription factor activity; RNA polymerase II cis-regulatory region sequence-specific DNA binding
Source: RefSeq, a predicted model, not a curated record